GCGGCGCGAGAUGACGUUUGCCACCUCCAAUAAUUUCUGACACGACACCGCCACACGGCGACGAGCCGCCGAUAAAUAAAGACACAUCCUUCAGCCACAGAAGGUCGCGAGUCGUCCGAGCUCCAGGACCCCAGCAGGUGCAAAGGCCGUUCGCCACCAGCAGACCAGCCCCCGCAGCCGAGGACUCGAGAGAGUAGCCGCUUCGCCAUCCCCGACAGACUUAUAUUGCUGAACCUGCGCAUCUACACCACGUCGACGACCGAUAGAUACCACAUUACAAGAUGGGUCUUACAAUCAGUGGUAUGCUGACUCGCCUUUUCGGCAAAAAGCAGGUGCGCAUUCUCAUGGUGGGUCUGGAUGCAGCUGGUAAAACCACGAUACUGUACAAGUUAAAGCUCGGCGAGAUCGUGACCACUAUACCCACCAUUGGCUUCAACGUUGAAACCGUCGAGUACAAGAACAUCUGCUUUACUGUCUGGGACGUAGGUGGCCAAGACAAGAUCAGACCUCUUUGGAGGCACUACUUCCAGAACACGCAGGGCCUCAUAUUUGUGGUAGACAGCAACGAUCGCGAGCGUAUAGCCGAAGCCGAGCGUGAGCUCGCAAACAUGCUGAAGGAAGACGAGUUAAGGGAUGCCGUGCUGCUGGUCUUCGCCAACAAGCAGGAUCUGCCUAACGCCAUGUCCGCGGCCGAGCUCACGGACAAACUCGGCCUCAACUCCCUGCGGGGACGUCACUGGUACAUACAGAGUGCCUGCGCCACUCAGGGUCACGGAUUAUACGAAGGUCUUGACUGGCUCAGCAACGAGCUCGCCAAGAAGUGAUGAGAUGCUCGGCCUGCGUGUGCGUGUUGUGAAGAUUCUCUCCAGAGGAGGGGACACUCAAUUUUAAUAAAAGUAAAAAAAGAAGUGCGUCGUGGAUUUUGGGUUCUGUUCUAUUUCAUUUUUAUUUCUCAGAGAAGAGAACCGUUUAAGAAUAAUCAUUUGGAAAUCAAACUUUCGAAAUUUUUAAUGCCUAGCUUAGAUAUUCUGUCAUGCGUGUCUCUCUGUCUCUAUAUCACUUUAGUCGAGUUUUUUUCUUGUGGCGCGGUUUGCUUUUGAGCACUGUAACUUUUAUCAUGCAAUAAUACAUGUCUGAAUAAUAUGAGGCAUUGCAACAAAAAUAUUAGUCAUAAAGAGUCUGUAAGCUUAUAUUUAUAUCAACUGAAUAUUUAAGGUUUUUGGCUAUUCGCAGUCAAUGUACAAUCACUUCACAAAAAUUGGUUUAUCAUGCUUUAUGUCUGUAGAUUAAAUAAUAUAUUUUAAGUUUUUUUUUUAUGUUAAAAAUAAUUUAGCUUUAUUAUGAUAAGUAAAUAUAUACCUUGAGCUACAAAAAAUUAUUUCAUAAUCAUAUUUUCUCCAGAUGUGUAUUAAUGCACUCACUGAAAGAGCAAUGAUAAUAUAAUAAUAAUAAUACUAACAGUAGACAAAAGAAUUUAAAAAAAGUUUCUAAAUUAUAAAAUUUCUUCUUAAAAUACGACGGGCAUCCAUUUGAUUUAUAUACGCGAGAAGGAUCCACACUUUUUUUGCACAAUACAUAAUCAGGGCAAACUUUUUACGCCAAUUAAAUCCACGUAUUAAUUUUUUAAAUAAUAUAGUUGUUUGUACAUUAAGAGAAACUUAGUUCGUAAGCCAAAUAUAUUGAUAAUGUGAAAACAAACAGACAUUGCUGUCAAGGUAUAUUACACAAAUAGUCUGGAAGCGAAUAAAUGGAUUUUCAAAUU
Nasonia vitripennis (jewel wasp) is the source of this 1762-nucleotide messenger RNA. It is a transcript of the gene Arf102F, whose product is annotated as ADP-ribosylation factor-like. Gene Ontology annotation, molecular function: GTP binding; GTPase activity. Gene Ontology annotation, cellular component: plasma membrane; cytoplasm. The record is from RefSeq and is marked validated. Gene Ontology annotation, biological process: vesicle-mediated transport; intracellular protein transport. Lineage: Eukaryota; Metazoa; Arthropoda; Insecta; Hymenoptera; Pteromalidae.